Molecule: messenger RNA, 945 nt
Organism: Exophiala spinifera
Lineage: Eukaryota; Fungi; Ascomycota; Eurotiomycetes; Chaetothyriales; Herpotrichiellaceae
Exons: 1
Coding region: 1-945 (314 amino acids)
Cellular component (GO): cytosol
Molecular function (GO): aldose reductase (NADPH) activity
Source: RefSeq, a predicted model, not a curated record
AUGACAAGUUCAGCAAUUUUCGAGAAGCUGGUGCUACAUGCACCGCAUAUCUCCAGCAAGCAAUUGGUCCCUGCCUUCAUUUAUGGAACGGCCUGGAAAAAAGAGGCCACCACAGAUCUUGUCUACAAGGCUCUUUGCAAUGGCUUUACGGCUGUUGACACAGCUGCCCAACCAAAGCAUUACAGGGAAGAGCUUGUCGCGGCAGGAAUUGCCAAAGCUAUCAAUGAGGCAAAGGUCAGGCGAUCAGACAUCUACUUACAGACCAAGUUCACAAGUAUACACGGACAAGAUCCCGACAACAUGCCUUACGACAAGAACACUCCCCUUACGGACCAGGUGAAUGCUUCCAUCAUAAGCUCCCUACAGAACUUCAAUUUUGCCAAUGUGGUCAAGGAAGGCGAUGUGAGAGGCCCUUACAUUGACACCCUUGUUCUGCAUUCUCCCAUGAAGACGUUCGACGAGACUUUGGAGGUAUGGCGCACCCUCGAGCAAUAUGUGCCUAAUGAGAUCCGCAACUUGGGUAUCUCCAACUGCAACCUUUUCACGCUGAUGGACUUGUAUGAGCGGUCAUCCAUCAAACCAAGUGUGGUGCAGAAUCGCUUUUAUCCAUCUACCAAAUUCGAUAUCGGCGUACGCAAAUUCUGUCAAGAGAAAAACAUCAUCUACGAGAGUUUUUGGACUCUGAGUGCCAAUCCGGAUCUUGUAUGGUCAGCAGAGGUCGGUUCCCUUGCCAGUCAGGUGGGUAUUAGCACUCAGUCGGCACUGUACUGUCUGGUGCUCGGGCUGGGGAAUAUUACGAUUCUCAACGGGACCACGAGCGUGAGCCACAUGCGGGAAGACUGGGAGGCAAUAGACAAGGUGAAGACGUUCGCGGAGAAGCAUCCGCAACAUUGGGAGAGUGCGGUCUCUCGCUUCCGCAUUCUGAUCGGUCAGUCAAAGCGUUGA